UGAGCGAGCCCCGGGGACAGUAGCGGAGCUGGUGCCGAGGAGAAGGUGUUGGUGCUGAUGCGGGAUGGCAGCGAGAAGCUGAGGAUGCAGAUGCUAAGCCGGCAAGCACCGCUGUCUGUUUCGCAGGAGCGCCCGCUGACUGACCUUGAGAAGUUAAUGCAUUGAUCUUGAAGUGUUAUUAUCAUCGCCAGUAUCAGUUUAUUUUCUUUUAAAUGUAACGCUCACAGUUGCACAUCUUGAUUCAGAAACCGUAGCAUCUUUAGUGACUAAAGAGGAUUGCAGUGCAUUGAUUGCUGCCAUGUUCAGCGAGAGGUGAAGGGCUCCUCCCGCAUUCUCCGCGUUGGAUCUAUUCCCUUUUACCUCCUCGGAGGUUUGCUGGUGAUCCCGCAUUGUUGCUGGCAAAAGGCGAGAGAUGGCGGACCCAGCUGAAUGCAGCAUUAAAGUAAUGUGCCGAUUCAGGCCGUUGAAUCAGUCAGAGAUCCUGAGAGGAGACAAGUUCAUCCCGAAAUUUAAGGGCGACGACACAGUCAAUCUUCUUGGGGAAAACCCUUUCGUAUAUGACAAAGUGUUUACUCCGAACACAACCCAGGAACAAGUUUACAAUGUAUGUGCCAAGCAGAUUGUUAAAGAUGUGCUUGACGGUUACAAUGGGACUAUUUUUGCCUAUGGUCAAACAUCCUCCGGCAAAACACACACCAUGGAGGGAAAACUUCAUAAUUCGCAGCUGAUGGGCAUUAUUCCAAGGAUAGCUCAUGACAUCUUUGACCACAUCUACUCUAUGGAUGAGAAUCUAGAAUUUCACAUCAAGGUUUCCUAUUUUGAAAUCUAUUUAGACAAAAUCCGGGACUUGUUGGAUGUUUCAAAAACAAACCUUUCAGUACAUGAGGAUAAAAACAGAGUACCUUUUGUUAAGGGCUGCACAGAGAGGUUUGUUUCUAGUCCUGAGGAGGUGAUGGAUGUUAUUGAUGAAGGAAAGGCGAACCGUCAUGUUGCUGUUACCAACAUGAACGAACACAGCUCUCGAAGCCACAGCAUUUUCCUCAUUAACAUUAAGCAGGAGAACAUUGAAACAGAAAAGAAACUCUCUGGAAAGCUGUACCUUGUGGAUUUAGCUGGUAGUGAAAAGGUCAGCAAAACCGGAGCUGAAGGAUCCGUCCUGGAUGAAGCUAAAAAUAUCAACAAGUCUCUCUCUGCUCUGGGGAAUGUGAUCUCUGCUCUGGCGGAGGGAACUAAAACGCAUGUUCCAUACCGUGACAGUAAGAUGACCCGAAUUCUUCAAGAUUCCCUUGGUGGCAACUGCCGAACCACCAUAAUUAUCUGUUGCUCACCCUCCAAUUUUAAUGAUGCAGAAUCGAAAACAACCCUGAUGUUUGGGCAGAGAGCCAAGACCAUUAAGAACACUGCAUCCGUCAACCUGGAGUUGACGGCAGAGGAAUGGAAGAAGAAAUACGAGAAGGAAAAAGAGAAGAACAAGUCCCUGAAGAAUGCUCUACAGCACCUGGAGAUGGAGUUAAACAGAUGGAGAAAUGGUGAGUCUGUACCCGAGGAUGAACAAAUUGACGCCAAGGAUCAGAAGAACUUGGAGCCUUGUGACAACCAGACCACCAUAGACAAUGUGGCUCCGGCCCCCAAAAUCACGGCAGGGGAGAGGGUGAAGUUGGAGGAAGAGAUCAGCAAUUUGUACAAGCAGCUCGAUGACAAGGAUGAAGAGAUAAAUCAGCAGAGCCAACUGACAGAGAAUCUAAAGCAGCAGAUGCUGGAUCAGGAGGAGCUGUUGGUUUCCACGCGGCGGGAUUAUGAAAAGAUCCAGGAGGAACUGAAUCGCCUGCAGCUGGAAAAUGAAGCUGCCAAAGAUGAGGUGAAGGAGGUACUUCAGGCCUUGGAGGAACUGGCUGUCAACUAUGACCAGAAAUCCCAAGAAGUGGAGGACAAGUCCAAGGCCAACGAACUGUUGACUGAUGAACUCUCACAAAAAACGAGUACUUUAAUAGUUUUUCAGAAAGAAUUCAACCAACUCCAGGAGCUGAGCAACCAUCAGAAGAAGAGGGCAACCGAGAUACUGAAUAUCUUGUUGAAGGACCUGGGAGAAAUCGGUGGGAUCAUUGGAAACAGUGAAGUCAAACUGAUGGCAGAAAUGAAUGGUGUGCUGGAGGAAGAGUUCACAGUUGCUCGUCUGUACGUCAGCAAAAUGAAGUCUGAAGUCAAGACCUUGGUGAAGCGGGCCAAGCAGCUGGAGAGCACGCAGCUGGACUGCAAUAAAAAACUGAAUGAGAACGAACGGGAGUUGGCAGCAUGUCAACUUUUGGUGUCGCAGCAUGAAGCCAAGAUAAAAUCGCUGACAGAUUACAUGCAGAAUGUGGAACAGAAGAGAAGACAGCUGGAGGAGUCCCACGAUUCACUGGAUGAAGAGUUAGCUAAACUCCGCGCCCAAGAAAAGAUGCAUGAAGUGAGCUUUCAGGACAAAGAAAAGGAGCAUCAGACCUUGCUUCAAGAUGCCAAUGAAAUGAAGAAAACCCUGGAAGAGCAAAUGAAGAACCACAGAGAGGCCCAUCAGAAACAACUGGCUCGCCUGAGGGAUGAAAUUGAUGAAAAGCAAAAAAUCAUCGACGAACUGAAAGAUUUGAACCAGAAACUGAUGCUGGAACAAGAGAAAUUGAACUCUGAUUUUGAUAAGUUAAAAAUGGAAGAGCAGGAAAAAAGUGUGGAGCUACAGAAACUUGUACUUCUUAAUGACAAAAGAGAGCAAGCAAAACAGGACCUCAAGGGGCUGGAAGAGACAGUUGCAAAAGAACUCCAAACUCUUCAUAACCUCAGAAAACUUUUUGUUCAGGACCUCACCACUCGGGUCAAGAAAAGCACUGAACUGGACUCAGAUGAUGGAGGGGGGAGUGCUGCACAAAAACAGAAAAUAUCCUUUCUUGAGAACAACCUGGAGCAGCUUACAAAGGUUCACAAGCAGCUGGUUCGUGACAAUGCAGAUCUUCGUUGUGAGCUUCCUAAGCUGGAAAAACGACUUCGGGCUACAGCUGAGAGGGUUAAGGCAUUGGAGAGUGCACUGAAGGAAGCCAAGGAGAGUGCGAUGAGGGAACGCAAGCGUUACCAUCAGGAGGUCGACCGAAUCAAGGAAGCAGUCCGGGCCAAAAACAUGGCCAGGCGGGCACAUUCAGCUCAGAUUGCAAAACCUAUUCGCUCUGGCCAUUAUCCUGCAUCCUCUCCAACAGCCUUUCAUGCUAUCCGUGGUGGUGGAGUAUCUGUGACCUCAAACCCUAGUUACUAUCAGAACAAGGACAAGUAGUAAGUAGAAUGCAGCCCACUCCAAUUUGGUAAAGCUGUGGAUUGAAUUCAACCUUGGAUGGAUGGAGUGUUGAUGCUGUGGGACGUGCUUCUAAAAAUAAUGUGAAUUGCAUGACGUUGAAAGAUUAAUUUAUUUCCUGUCUAUCUAAAACUAGAAACUGCCUCUGGCAAUGUUAGCAGAUGAAUGUUUAAUAAAUAUGGACGGCAUAUGUCUGCUACUGUGGCAUAGUUGUUAUAAGAUAACACGUUAAAGCCAGCAAGGUCCUGGUGUCACAUUAGCAUGCUUUACCAGUUAGCCUUGACGUUGGGACCUACUAGUAAAUCCAUCUACCAUUGUUUUCUUUUGCCUAGAAAUAACAUCUGCUUUCAGGUCUGUGCCAGGUGAGCUACUCCAUUAUACAAUUCAAGCCAGUCUAAGUUUGUAACAAGAUCUAGAUCAGUUAGGAAGGUGGGUCAAGGAAUGACAAAUGGAAUUUAACUCUGCCAAGUGUGAGGCGUGGCAUGUCAAACCAAGGUAGAACUUGUACGGUAAAUGGUAGAGCAAUGAAGAGCAUUGCAGAACAGAGAAAUCGGGGAAUAUAGGUGCAUAGUUCCCCAAAAGUGGUGAGUCGGGUAGAGUAAAGAAGGCAUUUGGCAUGUUUUCCUUCAUUGGGAAGGGUGUUGAGUAAGUUGGGACAUCAUGAUACAGUCGCACAGGGUGUUGGUGAGACAACACUUGGAGUAAUGUAUGCAGUUCUGGUCACCCAACUAUAAGAAGGAUGACAUUACGUUGGAGGAGAUUUAGCAGAAUGUUACCUGGGCUUGCAGGCUUGAGUUAUAGGGGAAGUUUGGAUUGGAUGGGACUUUCUUCUUUGGAUUGCAGGAAGCUGUGGGCUGAUCUUAUUAAAGUGUACAGGAUCGUGAGUGGCAUGGAUCAAGUGGAUGUUCACAGUCUUUUAGCCAGGAUACAGGAUUCUAAAACUGGAGUGCAUAGGAUUAAGAUGAGAGGGGAGAGAUUUAAGGGGAAUUUCAGGGCACUCAGAGAAUAGUUGAUAUCUGGAAUGAACUGCCCAAAGAAGCUAUAGAAGGGGGUACAAUUGCAACUUUCAAAAGACAUUUGGGCAGGUAUGUGGAUAGGCAGGGUUUAGCAGUACACAGGAUAAAUGCAGGCACAUGUAACUAACUUGGUCGGGUUGGCUAAGGUGGGUUGAAGGGCCUGUUUCCGUGCUGUGUGACGCUGAGCUCACCCAUUGUCAUGCUCGUGGCACUAAUUGGGUUGAUUUGAAUUGGCUUUAGCUUGAAGAAUGUGUACAGUGUAGGCAAUUAAUUUUGGGCUUGGGAGUUAUGGUUAAAUGGCCACUGUAAAUUGCCCCUAGUGUGUCAGAAUCUGAGGGAGUUGGGGAGAAAGUGGGGAGAAUAAAAUGUAGAUUGGAGUAGAUGUGUGGGUGAUGUUUGGCACAGAUCCAGUGGGCCAAAGGGCCUGUUUCUGUGCUUUAUGAUCUAACCUGUGUACACACACUGAACUUUUUUCUCGUUUAUUAUAUUGUUUACAGUGUACUAUGUUUACAUAUUCUGUUGUGCUGCUGCAAGUAAGAGUUUCAUUGUUCUACCUGGGUCAUGUGACAAUAAAACACUCUUGACUUGACUUGGCUCUCUUUAAUUCCAACUGCCCUGGAAAAUCCAGUCUCGCACAGUAACUGGAAAUUAUUGGAUGGCACAUAUAUGGUAAUGCCGACAAUGGCCACCAGGUGGCAUUUAAUACAUACUGCACUUGGAGAAGAUAGUGUCGCAAAUGUAUUGUGUGGAGUUAGUUUAACUAAGUAAUAUUAACUUUUGGCAAGCUUCUGCUCUUGUGGGUUAAUUCUCAUUGAAUGCAAAAGAGUGACAAUGGUCUUGUUGACCUUUCUGUCAUGUCUCCCUGCCAGAUUUGUAAACAAUGGAAAUUCAAAUUUAUCAUUUCCAGACUUGGGAAUGAUUUUUACACGUGACUGCAGUAAUAUUAGGUAGAAAAGAGCUAUACAUGUGGUGACUUUACAAAGUUUUGUUCCAGACUUUAAUCAUUUAAUUAUUACCUGAACAAUUUGGUAGCUCAAUUUGUUUGCACCUGGGCCAGUUAUCCCCAGCUAUUAUGGGAUUGAUUUUAAAUGCCUUCUGGAGUUAAUGAGAUAGGUAUUCAUUUUGUCUCUUAAUUGUUGUAAUGAUCUUAAAUGGAUACACACAGUUUUGUCAAAUUUUAUAAUGGAUACAACUAUCUCCUGCAUUUUCAUCACCUCACCCAUCUGAGCAGUAUAACCAGAGAACAGGAGUGCUGUAUCACAUAGGAACAAUAAUUCAAGGUGCAAAUGUCUUUUAAAUGUUGUUAUUGUACAACAAUGCUCUUAUUGUACAGCAGUUGCUCUAUUCCUACUGCCCUAUAUAAUUGAAAUUCUCCAGUGAAUUUGU
Messenger RNA from Leucoraja erinaceus (little skate), 5715 nucleotides. RefSeq names its product kinesin heavy chain. Gene Ontology annotation, molecular function: microtubule motor activity; ATP binding; microtubule binding. Gene Ontology annotation, biological process: microtubule-based movement. The coding region runs from base 413 to 3295 and encodes 960 amino acids. The record is from RefSeq and is a predicted model, not a curated record. The transcript is spliced from 25 exons. NCBI's taxonomy places the organism in Eukaryota, Metazoa, Chordata, Chondrichthyes, Rajiformes, Rajidae.